GAAGCUUUGCUGGCCGCCAUGUCCUCCAGAGCGCCAGCGCUCGGCAUCAUCUUCUGCGUCCUGUGCUGCUGCUACCUCCCUGCCCCGUCGGCGUCGUCGGCUUACUCGGCCGGCGGCGACGGCUUCCUCGAGUGCCUGUCGGCGGCCAUGCCGAGCAACCUCGUGUUCCCGCGGGGCUCGCCCUCGUUCGCCAGCGCGCUGGCCUCCUCCAUCCGGAACCCCAAGUUCAUGGGCCCCGGCACGGCGCGCCCGCUCUGCGUCGCCACGCCCGCCGCCUCCUCCCACGUCCAGGCCGCCGUGCGCUGCGGCCGCCGCCACGGGGUGCGCCUCCGCGUGCGCAGCGGCGGGCACGACCUCGAGGGCCUCUCCUACCGCUCCGAGCGCCCCGACGAGGCGUUCGCGGUGCUGGACCUCGCCGGCCUCCGCGCCGUCCGUGUCGACCCGAGCCGCGCCACCGCGUGGGUGGAAUCCGGCGCGACGAUCGGCGAGCUGUACUACGCCGUCGGGAGGGCCAGCGACGACCGGCUCGCGUUCCCGGCCGGCCUGUGCCCGACCAUCGGCGUGGGCGGGCACCUCAGCGGCGGCGGCUUCGGGAUGCUGCUGCGCAAGUACGGCGUGGCGGCGGACCACGUCCUCGACGCCGUGCUCGUGGACGCCGGGGGCAGGCUGCUGGACAGGGACGCCAUGGGGAGCGACGUCUUCUGGGCGAUCCGCGGCGGCGGCGGCGCGAGCUUCGGCAUCGUGCUGUCGUGGCAGGUGCGGCUCGUGCCCGUCCCGCCGACGGUCACCGCGUUCAAGCUGCCCGUCUCCGUCGACGAGGGCGCCGUCGACGUCGUCACCAGGUGGCAGACGGUGGGGCCGGCGCUCCCCGACGACCUCUUCAUCAGGGUGCUCGUGCAGGGGGGCGUCGCCGAGUUCCAGUCCCUGUACCUCGGCACAUGCGACGCGCUGCUGCCGGUGAUGCGCCGCCGGUUCCCGGAGCUCGGCGUGAACCGCACCCACUGCCGGGAGAUGACGUGGCUCGAGUCCGUGCCCUACGUCUACCUCGGCGAAGGCGCCGCCGCGGAGGACAUCCUGAACCGGACCACCUCCCUGGCCGCCGCCAGCAAGGCCACCUCCGACUACGUCCGGGAGCCUAUCGCCCGGGCCGUGUGGGCGGAGAUCUUCGCCGCGUGGCUCGCGGGGCCCGGCGCGGGGCUCAUGAUCCUGGACCCCUACGGCGGCGAGAUCGGCGGCGUGCCCGAGCACGCCACGCCGUUCCCGCACCGCGCCGGCGUGCUGUACAACAUCCAGUACAUGAACUUCUGGGCGGCGGGCGGCGGCGACGCGGCGGCCGCGGCGGGGACGAAGUGGAUCAGGGACCUGCACGCGUUCAUGGAGCCGCACGUGAGCAAGGACCCCAGGGAGGCCUACUUCAACUACAGGGACCUGGGGCUGGGCGAGAACGUCGUCGUGGGCAACGUGAGCAGCUACGAGGCAGGUAAGGUGUGGGGGGAGAAGUACUUCAAGGGCAACUUUCGGAGGCUGGCCAUAGCCAAAGCUCAGAUUGACCCGGACGACUACUUCAGGAACGAGCAGAGCAUCCCUCCGCUUCUUGACGCCCAACAACCAGUAGUGAUCAGUGAGUGAAACUAGCAGGCCUGUUUGGAAUGCUUAAAUCCUGCUUAUGACCAAAAUAAGCUGAAACUAGCAGCCAAACAGAGCGUUUUUUUAGCUUUUCCUGGACAUGCUUCUCCCCAUCGUUCUCAUUUAUACUAAAACGCAGAAGCUGACGAGACCCGCUUCUUAGGGAA
This is a messenger RNA of Setaria italica (foxtail millet), 1793 nucleotides long. Its product is annotated as berberine bridge enzyme-like 18. Gene Ontology annotation, molecular function: FAD binding; oxidoreductase activity. Lineage: Eukaryota; Viridiplantae; Streptophyta; Magnoliopsida; Poales; Poaceae. The transcript has a single exon. The record is from RefSeq and is a predicted model, not a curated record. The coding region runs from base 19 to 1629 and encodes 536 amino acids.